This is a messenger RNA of Magallana angulata, 2458 nucleotides long. Its product is annotated as zinc finger protein 432-like. The record is from RefSeq and is a predicted model, not a curated record. NCBI's taxonomy places the organism in Eukaryota, Metazoa, Mollusca, Bivalvia, Ostreida, Ostreidae. Gene Ontology annotation, biological process: regulation of transcription by RNA polymerase II. Gene Ontology annotation, molecular function: RNA polymerase II cis-regulatory region sequence-specific DNA binding; DNA-binding transcription factor activity. The transcript has 2 exons. Bases 38 to 2146 code for a protein of 702 amino acids.
AAGCUUCUUAUUUUCACUUUCGCUUUUGAAUGAAAAUAUGAACGCUGACGGAUUAGACAUUUCUCUGCCUGUACAUUUUCUCUCAGAAGUGAUCAAAUAUGAUCCUAGCGAUAAUAUUCGUCAGUGGACCUGUCUAUUUAACUCUCAUUUGUGCAAUAUUGAAUCAAGAGUUAAGAAAAGUGACGACAAUGAAACAAUGCUAUAUUUGUCUGUUAGCAAACCUGGAAAACGGGUAAAUUGUUCGAAUGCUCUGCAAAUAAUUAUAUCCAACGUUCGCAAAAACGACGAUAUACAAUGCAGUACACCAGAUGUCCAAACUCAAGACAACUGUUUGAAAAGAAAACGUGGAAGACCUCGAAAAUCUGAUUCAUCUGAAAGAAACCACUUGGCACUUCUUCCUGAAACAAAUGGCAAAAGAUACAGUUUACGUGGAGUUAGGAUCGCAGAGUCCAUAAUGAAUGCCGAGAAAGGGAUCGAUGGUGUUAUAAAUUCUCUGGAAGAUCAUAGUGAAGGUGGUAACCAAGUAAAUAAAUCUAUCGGUAGAAUGGACAAGGAUUUGAAUCAUGUGGAAGAGAAUGAAGAUGAUUUAAAAACAACAUUAGGAGCUGGUGCUGAGGAAUAUGAACAUGGCUUAUAUCAACACAGUCUGCCUUUGCAGGAAUGUUCAGAUGGAUCUUUCAAAGAUCCUACUUAUGAUGGAAGGAUAAGUGACAAACAACAGAGUAAAUCAGAUGAGUUAGAUGAUGAAAGUGAUGACAGUAUAAGUGAUUCCAGACAAAACACAAAUUACUGUCAGCAGUGCAGGAAGACAUAUAAGAAUUUCAAAACACUAAGAAAUCAUAUCAAAUAUGUACAUAAAACUUCUGGCCAACAGAAUCAGUGCAAAUUGUGUCCAGCCAAAUUCAAACACAAGUCCGUUUUAAAGCAGCACAUUGAUGAGAUUCACAAUAAAAAAAUCAGCUUUACCUGUGCUGUCUGCAAGAAAGGAUUUGCCAGAAGAAACCAGUAUAACCGACAUAUGCUCUGUCACAGUGAAGACAAAUCUAAACGAUUAAAAUGCCCACAUUGUGAGAAAGGGUUUAGCUACAAAUACAAUCUUACAAGGCAUGUGGAAUUGGUACAUAAACCAUCAACAGAGAGCUUCCAUUGUUCAUACUGUGGCAAGGGAUUCAAUCUGAAGGCAGCUAUGGUGUCCCAUGUACAACAGGUGCACUUCAAUAUAUAUCCAUUCCAGUGCAGUGUUGAUGAUUGUAAAAUGGGAUUUUCAAGACAGAGUCAUCUUUUCGAGCACAUGCAGCAAUCUCAUGCUGAUGUGGCGUUCAAACCAGAACAGUACACAAGGGGAAGAUUCAAAUAUGGGAGAACAGAUGAAGAUUUAUUUUUCUGUUCUCACUGCAGAAUCAGCUUUUGUUACAAAGCCAAACUUGUGGAGCACAUGCACUUUGCUCAUAACAAUGCCUUUCCUUUUGUUUGCAGUGAGUGUUCUCAGGGAUUUGUAGAGAAGACUUACUUAUUGCAUCAUCUCAAACAUGCCCACGAUCAAUGUGUGGAUGAUAAAGCUGUGGAAGAAGCAGGGAAAGAUGAUGCAGAGAUGUCCGAGGAUCUGGAUGAAGAGAAAGCUGGGAACUAUAAAAUCAUAAUGGUGGAUGAAGCUGGGGAAGUCCUCCAGAUCUGUCAGCCAAUUAACACAGAGACCAGUGCCACUCUGGAGGUACCUGGAAAACUGACAAAUACUGAGGAGACGGUGACUUUCUCAUACUCAAUGUCUUCGGAGAACCACGAGAGAACAACACAGUUCAUAAUCGAGCCCGGUUCUGACCAGACAGCUAUCAUCCCACAGGAAAUAGCCAGUCUUCUUCUUUCUGGUGAACAGACAAUAAUAACUCAAGAAAGCAGGGACGGCUCAGAGAGUAACACUGUUAAUGCUACCGACAAUGAAGACAUGAAUGCUGAUAGUGAAAACUAUGUUGAGUUGACGAAUGGUACAAGCAUAACUGAUCAUGAAGCUGAUGAAGACUGUCGAGCAAGUUCCUUGAAUUCCAAUUCAUGUGGAAGUAAACAGGUUGACAAUGUUGCAGACUUGAACACUUUGGACACUGAUAAUGUUAAUACAGAGCAAUUCUCCACUAUGAAUACUUAUUUGUGAAUACAAGUCUCAGUCACUGUAUGAUUUGUCAAAUGAAAUAUUAAUUUAUCAUAUUAAAGUUGUUUACUUAUCAAAUGAAAAGUAUGUAUCUCUCAAAGGACAUGUCGGUUAAUUAAUUAAAUUUUUUUCCUCUCUUUUUUACCCAAAUGAAUUGUUGCCUUUUACACCAAAGGAAUUCUUUUCUAGUUGCAACAAUAUAAAUGAAGGGGAAAAGUUUGUCAUUUUCAUGUUUUUAAUCAGUUCUGUGGAUUGAAAUGUUUUUUCGUUCCAUUUCAUCAUGGAAGUUCAUCGUUUUCCCAGAACUUACAAAGG